AUGGCAGCGUCCGAUCAACAAGCCGCAGUGCUGGCCGCGGCGCUGGCUCAGAUGAUGGCAGUGGUGCAGGCGCAACCGGUGCAGCAUUUUUGGGCGCUCACAAUAUCGGCAAGCCUGCAGCAGCUGGUUGACCUGGAGCAGCAGCACGGCGGCAUUUUCAACGCCAUCCACAUAGCAACGGCGUUCACGCGAUCGGCGCACCUGAUCCGCGACCAGGGGCUGCCGUCCAGAUGCUUCCAUCCUCUCAUGCAGCGGCUGUGGGUGCGGCUGCAGCCGCAGCUUGGUUACUGCAAGACGCGUGAGCUCUCCAACAUCGUGUGGGCGUGCGGCAAGGCGGCGUUUGCAGAGGCACCGCUGCUUGACGCCUGCCUGGACCAGCUUGCCAGUGCGGCAGCGGAGACCAACGCACAGGGGCUUGCGAACGCACUAUAUGCAGCAUCUGUGCUGUCACCUCACGGAUACAGCAUUGAUAAGCAGCAGGCGCAGCAGCUGGUGGGAGCCUUGGUGCAGCAGCGGCAGGCGGCAACACCCCAGGCCAUGUCCAACACGCUGUGGGCGGCAGCCACCAUGGGGCUGACGCUGCCAGAUCAGCAGGCGCAGCAGCUGGUGGAGGCGUUGGUGCAGCAGCAGCAGAACCUGGCCAACACGCUGUGGGCGGCGGCCACCAUGGGGUUGACGCUUCCAGAUCAGCAGGCGCAGCAGCUGGUGGCAACCUUGGUGCAGCAGCGGCAGGCAGCAACACCGCAGAACCUGUCCAACACGCUGUGGGCGGCAGCCACCAUGGGGCUGACGCUGCCAGAUCAGCAGGCGCAGCAGCUGGUGGCAGCCUUGGUGCAGCAGCGGCAGGCAGCCAGUCCGCAGGCCGUGUCCAACACGCUGUGGGCGGCGGCCACCAUGGGGCUGACGCUGCUGGAUCCGCAGGCGCAGCAGCUGGUGGCAGCCUUGGUGCAGCAGCGGCAGGCGGCAACACCGCAGAACCUGGCCAACACGCUGUGGGCGGCGGCCACCAUGGGGCUGACGCUCCCAGAUCAGCAGGCGCAGCAGCUGGUGGCAGCCUUGGUGCAGCAGCGGCAGGCGGCAACACCGCAGAACCUGUCCAACACGCUCUGA
Monoraphidium neglectum is the source of this 1110-nucleotide messenger RNA. RefSeq lists its product as hypothetical. Gene Ontology annotation, biological process: chloroplast rRNA processing; mitochondrial RNA processing; regulation of mitochondrial mRNA stability. Gene Ontology annotation, molecular function: RNA binding. The transcript has 4 exons. The record is from RefSeq and is a predicted model, not a curated record. Gene Ontology annotation, cellular component: mitochondrial matrix; ribonucleoprotein granule. The coding region runs from base 1 to 1110 and encodes 369 amino acids. NCBI's taxonomy places the organism in Eukaryota, Viridiplantae, Chlorophyta, Chlorophyceae, Sphaeropleales, Selenastraceae.